Messenger RNA from Panthera uncia (snow leopard), 4672 nucleotides. RefSeq names its product zinc finger protein 677-like. NCBI's taxonomy places the organism in Eukaryota, Metazoa, Chordata, Mammalia, Carnivora, Felidae. The transcript has 3 exons. The record is from RefSeq and is a predicted model, not a curated record. The coding region runs from base 994 to 3345 and encodes 783 amino acids. Gene Ontology annotation, biological process: regulation of DNA-templated transcription.
ACAUUUAUCUCCUCCCAGUUCCUGCGGGAAGAUAGGUGCCUAACUCAGCAGGUGCCUUGCUCCCAGUUUCAAAACUCCCUCCAGUCAUUAAUAUGAGAAGUUUGUUUUCUCUCUGGAUAAAGCCAAUUAGCUAAAACAAAUGGCCACUCUGCUUACCUGAUAAUGUUAGGAUGAGCUAUGUGUGACGAAUGGUGUCGUCAUGUCUUCUUGAGGACAACUUAUUAUCUUUCUUGAGAACAUGUAUGUAAUCGGUCGUAUCCGCUUGCUUGUCUUCUAUGACAGGGUAAGAUUUAUCUUUGCAAUCUCUCAACAGAUUGCCUGUGAUGCAUGUCACAUUCUGGUUUAAAGCUUACUCACUAAUGAAAAGUUUUCUUUCCUACUACCUUUGUGGAGAGGAUUGCUGGGUUGGGAGAUGAUUUUAUUUUUAAUUGUAUUCCCCAAUACCUCCCGCCAGCAAAAAGAGCUUUGACUUACACCAUUUCCAACUUAAAAAAGGAAAACAUUUCGGCUUCUAAUAUAAGUGGCUCUCACAACUCUAAUCUUUUACUUCAAGUUGUUUGAAAUAUUAACUUCAAAUAGCCAGGAGGCCGCUCGGUCCACGAGAUACCAAAGAGAUUCAAACAAACUCAAAAGCAGGGAGUAAGGCACUUUAGGGCUGAAAGUGCGGAGAAACGUCCAGGGGCGGGACGGAGGCCCAGACCCUACGCCUACUUCGGCCACGCCCCUUCGGCCGCUCACUUUCUGUCCAGUCCAGGCCACUGUCCAAGGCCCGUCCCUGGGCGGCCCCCCCCGCCGCACGCUGCGCACGCGCAGUUUCCCGCAGACCCGGAAACGGAGCUAAGGACACCCUCCGGUGGGUCCGUGUCAGCUUUUCUGAUUCACCACUGGUGUUUGCGAUACACCUGCCCGUCCCCGGCCUCCGAGCCGCAACACCCGCAGUUCGGGGGUCACCACGUACGAUAAAACCCCCUUCAGGCGCUUGUGCUGCGCCCGAUGAUUCUCGGCAGGACCGUCAGAUAUUCCAGGCCUGGGAGCCCCACCGCGGGUUCGGGGGUCGACGACUAUUUCGAGUUAAAGUCUCUGAGGCGCGUCCCCGCCCCCGGCCGUCCGCCUUCGGUCCAGGAACAGUUGACCUUCAGGGACGUGGCCAUAGAAUUCUCUCAGGAGGAAUGGGUGUGCCUGGACCCCGCUCAGAGGGCCUUGUACAGGGACGUGAUGCUGGAGAACUACAGGAACCUGGUCUCCCUGGGCGAGGAAAAUGUCCCUCCAGAAGUCGGGAUCUGCCCCAAUAGCUCUGCUACAUUCGUGAUCAAGGAAUUAUUACCAAAGAAAGACAUUAAUAAUGGAGAAUUAUACCAGUCAGUGCUCUUGGGAAGACCUGAAAGCCAUGGCCUUGAGGAUUUUGACUUCAGGGAAGUCUGGGGAAAUACGUAUGAAUUUGAGAGCAAGUGCGAAUAUGAAGAAAGAAAUUCAAAAGGAAUGCUUGUGACAGAUAACCUAAAUCUCAGUGGUCGAAGAGAUAAACAAGACAGCAAAUCCUGGAUUAAUUUACCUUUAAAGCACAGUGUUUCUUUAAGAAAAAGUACAUAUCAAUAUUUUAAACAAGGGAAAUCAUUAAUAAAGAAUUUGUUAAAAAUAAAAACCAAUAUAAUCUAUGCAGGAAACAAGUAUACAAAAUGUUUUGAAAAUAGAAUUGCAUUAAGCUCCCAGUCGCAUCUGGCUGAAUUAUUUCAAACUGAGGAGAAAAUUAGUGGAUGUAAUCAAGUUGAGAAGUCUGUCAAAACUUGUUCCAUUUUGCCACUUCAGAGAUUGCCUCCUAGUGUCAAAACCAACAUUUGUAAUAAAUAUGGAAAGGUUUUUAUGUGUCCUUCAUUGCUUACACAGCACCAGAAAACAAAAGUUAGAGAAAAACCAUACAAAUGUAACGAAUGUGGAAAGACUUUUAGCCAUCAUUCAGUCCUUACUAGUCAUCAGAGAAUUCAUUCUGAGCAGAGACCAUACAAAUGUAAUGAGUGUGGUAAAGCCUUUAAGCAGUUCUCAAACCUCACAAGACAUCAGAGAAUCCAUACCGGAGAGAAACCAUAUAAAUGUAAUAUAUGUGACAAGGUCUUUAAUCAAAAUUCCCACCUUACAAACCAUUGGAGAAUUCAUACUGGAGAAAAACCACACAAAUGUCAUGAAUGUGGUAAGGCUUUUAUCAAGUGUUCAGACCUCUGGCGUCAUGAGAGAAUUCAUACAGGAGAGAAACCUUACAAAUGUAAUGAAUGUGGUAAGGGUUUUACCAAACGUUCAUAUCUUUGGGAUCACAAGAGAAUUCAUACUGGAGAGAAACCAUACAAAUGUAUUGAAUGUGGCAAGGUUUUUAGGCAGUGGUCUACCCUCAGGAUUCAUCGAAGAAUCCAUACUGGCGAGAAACCUUAUAAAUGUAAUGAGUGUGGCAAGGCUUUUAAGCAGUGCUCACACCUCACUAAGCAUCAGAAUGUACAUCCUGGAGAGAAGCCACACAAAUGUACUGUGUGUGCCAAGGCUUUUAUCCACAUUUCAAGUCUUGUGAAACAUCAGAAAAUUCAUUCUGGAGAAAAACCAUACAAAUGUAAUGAAUGUGGUAAGGCUUUUAUCCAAAGUUCAAGUCUUGUGGAUCAUCAGAGAAUUCAUACUGGUGAGAAACCUCACAAAUGUAAUGAAUGUGGCAAAGCCUUUACUGUGCGUUCAAGCCUAACUAAACAUAAAAAAAAACAUACUGGUGAGAAACCUUAUAAAUGUAAUGAAUGUGAUAAAGCAUAUACACAGCUUGUACACCUUACUAGACAUCAGAAAAUACAUACUGAAAAGAAACAUGAUGAAUCAGGUAUACAUGGUAAUGCUUUUAUUCAAAGCUCAAGCCUGGGGGAUCAUCAGAGAAUUCAUGGAAGAGAGAAACCUUACAAAUGUAAUGAGUGUGGCAAAUCCUUUAACUGGUGUUCACGUCUUACUCGACAUCAAAGAAUCCAUACUGGAGAGAAACCAUAUAAAUGUAAUGUGUGUGGCAAGGCUUUUAGUCAAAAUUCAAACCUUACAAUUCAUCAGAGAAUUCAUACUGGGGAGAAACCUUACAAAUGUAAUGAAUGUGACAAAGCCUUUAAGCAGUAUUCAAGCCUCAUAAGACAUCAGAAUAUACAUCCUGGAGAGAAACCACACAAAUGUAUUGUGUGUGGGAAGGCUUUUAUCAAACGUUCGCACCUCUGGGGUCAUGAGAGAAUGCAUACUGGAGAGAAACCAUACAAAUGUAUUGAAUGUGGCAAGGCCUUUCGACAAUGGUCUGACCUCAGGAUUCACCAAAGAAUUCAUACUGAAAAGGAACCUUAGAAAUGUAAUGAAUGGUGGGGUGCUUGGGUGGCUCAGUCAGUUAAGUGACCGACUUCAGCUCAGGUCAUGAUCUUGUUCAUGAGUUUGAGCCCUGCAUUGGGCUCCAUGCUAGUGGUGCAGAACCUAUUUGGGAUUCUGUCUCUCUCUCUGUCUUUCUCCUUCUGUCUGCCCCUUCUCCACUCUCUCUCAAAAUAAAUAAACUUUUUAAAAAUGUGAGUAAAAAAGAAACAUAAUGAAUGAGAAUCAUUUAACCAUUUUCCACAAUACACUAUGUAUCAGAGGAUUUAUACUAGGGAGAAUUAAGUCUAGUCCAAGAUUAAUCAACCUCAGAUGUUAAAUUCUUCACAGUAAUUAAAAGUCAAAAUCAUUUAAGACUCAUGAGAUGAGUGUCAAUGGAACAAGGUGAUCUUUAGUAGUGAUGUACCAUUUAUUAAAAAAAAUUUUUUUAAGUGCCAUCUUUUUUUAUUAUUUUGAGAGAGAGAGGGAGAGAGAAUCCCAAGCAGUCUCUGUGCUGUCAGCACAGAGCCCAGUGUGGGUUUCAAAUUCAUAAACCAUGAGAUCAGGACCUGAGCUGAAACCAUGAGUCAAUGCUUAACCCACUGAGCCACCCAGGUGCCCCUGUACCAUUUCUUUUAAAACUACUUUUUUUUGUUUUUAAUUUGAGGUUUCUUAAAAAGCCUACAUUACUAUUGAUGUCUUUCAACCUGAAGUUUGGUGUUCUACUUUCAUUACAUGUUUUUUUUGUGUGUUACCAUGAUGGUUUCUGGGAGCAGAUCAAUAUGAUAAAAGGGCCUACUUUAUUAAACGAGAAUCAUUCUUAUCCAUGUAUCCUGAAGGAACACUGAAUUUUAACAUACAAUGUUGUGUGGUAUUGAAUGAGAAAAUGGGUUGGGCAGAGAAUAUAUGUCAAACAGUGAUGUAAAUAGUAUGUUCAGGAUCCCUUCUACAGAUUUGUCAGUACAACAGAGGGCCACUGGAUUAUCAGAAACCACUGUUGUGCCAGAUAGCAUGAAAAAGCAGGCUUUAAGAUUGAGAGACUUAGAUUUUCAUGAUAGGUUAGCAGGGACUGCUUAUGUGCUAGAAAUAAUGGAGAAGAAAUGAUAGUCAUCCUCUCCCUGUAAUGAAAAUAGUGGUUGUAUAUCAAAGAUAAGUGAAAAUUUAGUCUUAUUUUGGGGAGCUAAAAGCAAUUAUCAGAGAGAAGAACUUCAUCAAAACAACCAGAAUACAGUGUAGAGGUACUGGAUUUGUGUUUAACCACUACACUGAUGCUGUUUUACUCAGAAUUCUAUCAUAGUUAUGUUUUCGUUAAUAAAAUGUAAUCAUCUUU